This is a messenger RNA of Trichobilharzia szidati, 1662 nucleotides long. The record is from the annotation of a GenBank genome assembly. NCBI's taxonomy places the organism in Eukaryota, Metazoa, Platyhelminthes, Trematoda, Strigeidida, Schistosomatidae.
AUGCUACAGUAUGGUACUCGUAUAAAUGUCUAUUCAACUGUUUGCAAAGCGUUAACAAGCCAAUUGACGAAUGAAUCUCUUGAUGAGUUAUGUCAUCAUCGGAAUAAAAAUAAAAAUCUUCCAUCAUCAUCAUCAUCUUCUUCUGCUUUCACUGCCAAUCUUACAGAGGCUGCUCGAACAAACACGGAAAUAAAUGCUUCAAUGACAAUGUCACCUGGAUCUACACUACGCCCUAUAGAUAUUGAAAUUCAGUAUCUAUCUGGACUAUAUCUGUUAGUUUAUCGAUUUUUAUUGAAUAUACCUGCUGUUAUAUCAUGUUUAUUCUAUGGUUCAUAUGCACAUAAAAUUGGUCAUAAGUAUAUAAUGCUGAUCCCAUGUUUAGGAUCUAUAUCAGCCUGUUUCUUUUUCAUUAUCAGUCUCUCUUCAAAGUUGAAGUUCAUUCCAGAUUCGAUAAUUUUAACAUUGAUCGGUGCUACAUUCUAUGGUGUCUGUGGUAAGAGUAGUGCAGUGACUAUGGGUGUAAAUAGUUAUAUUUCUGAGAACAGUGUUACACAGAAACGUACACGUAUGCUGGCACGAUUAUUGGGAGUGAAUUUUUUAGGACUUUCUUUGGGUACAUUAUUUCUUGGUGUAUUUUAUCAAUUCUCAAACUAUUUUGAUCUACUUAUAUUUGUUAUUGUUGGAGAUUUAUUUGCUAUUUUAUUGAUAUUUUUGGCAACUUAUCUUAAAAAUGAUGAAAAGUUGUCAUCCUCAUCGACAGAAUCAUCAGUAACCUCAGAAAUUUCAAAUGAAAUAACAUCUACCAUGACAGAAACAUCACCUUCAUCCUCUAGUGAAAACCAAUUACACGACGAUAAAACUGAUGAAAAUCAUAAAGAUUCGGGGAAUUCACUCAACUAUAAAGAGAAUAUAUUAUGGUAUAAAAGAAUACUGCAUGGAAUAGUUAAACCAUUCAAAACUGUGAUAUCAUCAUAUACAUUUUUAUUUAAAAAACGUGACAACAAUAGACGCCUUUAUCUCAUCAUCAUACUUGCUACUAUUCUCUUCAAACAAAUGGCCAAGUCAGGUGAACAAGAUGUUACUCUCCUGUACUUGACCAAUGAACCAACCUUGCUGUGGAGUGCUGAACUCUACGCUUUCUAUACAGCACUAUAUUAUAGCUUAAUGUUUAUCCAGUUGAUAAUUCUAUUGCCAAUAUUGGAGAAGAAAUUUGCCUUUCGUGAUACAACACUAAUACUGAUCGGUCUUGUUUCAGAGGCGAUACGCCUUUUUGUUACUGGUUUAGUAAAGAAUACAGUGAUCCUAUUCCUCACAGCUGUCUUGGGAUCUAUGGCCAGUUUUAUUACAACAUGUACACGUUCACUAAUCAGUAAACUUGUUCAUGGGGAUGAGAUGAAUGCAAGUUUUGCAGUAAUUUCAAUACUGGAAACACUAGCUAAUCUUAUGGGUGGUGCACUGUUCACACUCAUUUAUAAUAAGUCGCUAUUAUUCUAUCCACCUUUUAUAUUUAUUCUAUCUGCUGUUUUGAAUAUUCCCCUGAUAUUUAUUUUCAUUUGGUUAAGAUAUAAACUAUUGAUUUAUGAAGUGUACUGUUCAGAACCUGAGAAAAUUUCAUCAAAUGAAGAGACCGUUGAAAAGAAAAGCGAAACUACGUCCUUAUAA